UGGCCAAGCGCACGCAAAGCCCUGGGUCGGACCCCCGCAAGGCAACAGAGAGAAGGAUGCGCAUGGACUGCUGAUUCUGCACCCUGACACUUCUGAGUUCGGUGACCAGUUGCAACAGUAGUUCUUGAUCGAGUUUCAGCGGUAUCGACAGAUGAGGUCCAAAGCAGGAUCUCUUCUUCCUUCCAACCUGGGAGUUUUCAGGGUGGUGUCCAGCCUGGCAGCUCGGGCUGGGUCAGCAGGACAGCGGUGCCUGCAGGUGGUGAGGGAACACACCUGGAGUGAGGUCACAGGCCUCUUCCUUCAGGAGGGUCCUAGCACUCAGAGCCGAGGUCUCCACACGGGAGCUCAAGGUCACACAGGCAGCGGCAGUAGAUGGACAUUCAAUGAAGCCAGCUCACCUCAGAAUCAGAGUGUGGACCCAUCACUGUCCCUCAAGGACAAGGCAGGACACAGAUGGGAAGAGCGUUCCAGGAAGGAGACUGGACCCUGGACCCUCAAGGGUGGUGCAGGAGAGGAGAGGAAGACGCCCUCGUAAGAAGGAAGGGGGGUGCAAGAAGGGUCUUCGCAGCAGAGAGAAACCCUUACUGUAGGCCAGGGGCCGCCAGGCGCUUCCCUGGUCCCUGCCCCUCUCUGUGCCCCCAGCAGAGCUCCAGCUGACUGCACAGCCAGGUGCUCAGGGUCUGCUGCUCUGUGCCCACCUGAGGGGGGACCAGCAUCUUCCCUAAAGCAUCUCCAGGGCUGGGAGACCAAUGACCCCAGAAAAGACCCAAGAACCCAGCACCAAGAUGGACAGAAGGAGCCCCUGAGAAGGGAGGACCAGCCCCAGGUCACCGUCACCUGGAAGGGGCUGGCUCAGGAGGGCACCAGGUGCACUGGCUGCUGCCUCCUGGCCCUGCAGGGAUGAGGACAGAUCAGGCAGACAGUGGAGGGGUGAGGACAGGCACCAUUGCUGUCUGAGCUCCUGCAGGGAGCCCAGGCCCACCCACACAGUGCUGGGGAAACAGGAGACAGGAUCUCAGGGGGAGGGCACUUCUGCUUCCUCCUGGCUGCUGUGUGACACCCCACGACAGGCAGAACCCAGCCUACAUGUGGCCACACCCUGUGUGUGUCUGACCUGUCAGACUCUGCGACCUCCUCCAUCUGCAGAGCCAGGACCUGAGGAGAGGACGCCAUGACCCCCACCCUCACAGCCCUGCUCUGCCUUGGGCUGAGUCGGGGCCCCGGGACCCGAGGGCAGCAAGGGACCCUCCCCAAGCCCACCCUGUGGGCUGAGCCAGGCUCUGUGAUCACCUGGGGGAGGCCAGUGACCCUCUGGUGUGAGGGGACCCUGGAGGCCCAGGAGUACCGUCUGGAGAAAGAUGGAAGCUCAGUGCCCUGGGACAGACAGAUCCCACAGGAGCCCAGGAACAAGACCAAGUUCCCCAUCCCAACCAUGACACAGCACCAUGCAGGACGAUAUCAAUGCCACUAUCACAGCCCUGCUGGCUGGUCAGAGCGCAGUGACCCCCUGGAGCUGGUGGUGACAGUUGAGAGGACACUCAGGCGUUUGCCAAUUUUGUUUGUUCAAAAACUGAACUCUUCUUCUUAUGUUGCUUUUCAUUGUCUGACUCAUCUCCUUCUCGUGGCCAACAUGCUCUUCCUGGAGACCGUCCAUGUGCCGUGGACAGGAACACGCACUCUGUUGGGGAAAGCAUCCUGCAAAUGCUGUGAGGUCCAUCUGGCUGAGGAAGCAGCUGAAACCAACAGCCCAUCGCACAACCAGUCAGACCCCAGCACUGCCUCACGCCGUAGGGAUUACACAGUGGAGAACCUCAUCCGGAUGGGCAUGGCUGGCUUGGUCCUGGUGGUCCUCGGGAUCCUGCUGUGUCUGUCUCAGCACAGCCAGAGAGGGACCCAAAAGCCCUGCGUCUUCACCAGGUGCCACUCCUGGUUCCCCAGAGACACCAUUGCUGGGCAUCUGGUGCCGGAGGGGUACCUGGUGCUGGAGGGGCACCUGACGGGCUGCUCCACACAUUUCAAACACCCAGGUCUCCUCUUGGACCCCGCCCAGCUCGGCCCAGAACCACGCUCGCUGAGAAGCUUCCUCUUUCCUGGGAGCAGGCGAAGCAGAAGGUCUUUGGUGGGUCCUGGCCUCACUCUUCCUGAGGCCUGGCUCCCACCAGUGCUGGCCGCCUGCCUUGUGCACCCGCAGGAGGCCUUCGGCACCAUGGCCCCCAGGGAGUGCUCCCUCCUCUGUCUGGUGCUCUGCCUGGGUCAGAGGAUCCGGGCGCAGGAAGGGGACUUUCCCAUCCCCGUGGUAGCCGCGGAGCCCGGCCCCGUGGUGCCCUGGAACGGCAGCGUGAGGCUGCGCUGCCGAGGAACGCCCGGGGCCUUCCUGUACCGGCUGCUCUUCCUGGGCAACGGCACACACCGGGUGGUGGAGCGGAGGCUCGGGAUCCAGGAGGAGGCCGAGUUUCUCCUCGCCGGCCUGGACGCCAGCUCCGCGGGGCCCUACGGCUGCCAGUACCGGAAGCAGCUCCGCUGGUCAGAGCAGAGCCCAGCGCUGGAGCUGGUGGUGACAGGCUUGUACGCAAAGCCCGUCCUCUCCACGGAUCAGAGCCCGGUGUUGGUGCUGGGAAGCUACGUCUCCCUCUGGUGUGGCUCACCACACAUCCCAUUUGACAGAUUUUCACUGGCUAAGGAGGGAGUAGCUUCAUCCUCGCAGCACCAACACACGGAGCGCCAAGGCAACUUCACCCUGGGUCCUGUGAACCCCAGCUUUGCAGGGGAGUACAGGUGCUAUGGUUGGCACAGCAGCAGCCCCUAUGUGUGGUCGGCCCCCAGUGAUACUCUGGAGCUCGUCAUCGCAGACCCCAGCAGCCGGGACUACACAACGGGAAACUGGAUCCGGAUGGGCCUGGCGGGGCUGGUCCUCCUGGCCCUCCUGGCCGUGCUGGGCGAGAACUGGCAGAGCCGCAGGGCGUCACCCGAGGAUGGCCAGCAGCACCCGGCGGGCCCCACCUGGAGCACCCAGGAGCAUAGGGGAAAAGGGACCUUCCGGCCAACCACCAGUGACCACAGAUGGACCACGCCUGGUCCUGAGCGGCAGCCCUGCCUGGCUUCCUCCGCCAUCCAGCCGCCAACCCCAGUGGGUGGUCACCGCUGGCAACCUGUCACUGAGCACGAGGUUUCCCACCACCUGGGGUUGGAACCGUUGGGCACUCUGACCGGAACAGCAUCCCAGGGCCGCGUGCAGCCGCGCACAGUGGCGAACUCCUCUGCAGUGAAGCAAUGGGGGCCGGCCACGCCCACCACAUCCUGCACUGGUCCCUGGACUGCCAGCUCAGUCCACACCCGCUGCUCAGCCUUAGCUGCAGGAUCCACCAUGCCACUGACACUGGCCGCUCUGCUGUGCCUCGGGUUGCACCUGAGCCUGAGGACCAGCACCCAGAGUGAGGUCCUCUCAAGACCUGUCAUCUGGGCCAGGCCCAGUUUCCUGGUUCCAAAGGGAAGCCCGGUGACCCUGUGGUGCUGGGGGAUCCGGGAGGCUGCAGAGUAUCGCCUGCACUUUGAGGGAGGGCUUGCUGCCCAGAAGAGACCAAAACCUCCCGGACCUGCGGACAAAGUCAAGUUCCUCAUCCCCACCAUGACCUCCAGCACUGCAGGGCGGUACAGCUGCUUCUAUCGGAGCGGGGAACUCUGGUCAGAGCCCAGCGACCCCCUGGACCUGGUGGUGACAGGAAUGUACGACACGCCCACCCUCUCGGUUCAGCCCGGACCUGAGGUGGCCCCGGGGGACAGCGUGACCUUCUUUUGCCACCUAGACACGGCAACCAGCACUUUCUUUCUGCUCAAAGAAGGACGGCCCAGCCGUACACAGCGCAGCCACGGGAGAGCCCAGGCAGAGUUCCCUGUGGGCCCGGUGACCGCGGCUCACCAGGGGACCUACAGAUGCUUUGGCUCCUACAACGACCACGCAUGGUCCUGCCCCAGUGACCCCGUGACACUCCUGGUCAGAGGAGACACGGGGAACAGCAGCCUUGCACCCACAGAGCUGGAUACUUCCCCAGACUACUGGGACCCCCAGCUGGUGACCACAGGGUCGGGAUUCCAGAAAGACCCCACCCGCUGGGACCCCAGGGCGCAGAAUCUCCUUCGCAUCGGCCUGGCCUCCCUGGUGCUGGUGGCUCUAGCGUGGCUCCUGGUUGAAGACUGGCUGGGCAGGAGGAGGGCUCCGGGGGCCCGCAGGGCUGCUCACUGUGAAUGCAGGAGGCUGAGAACGCAGAGCUCCCCUGAAGAAGGACCGAGCGGCCAGUGCCCACGGGUGGCCCUGAAGGCGGCUCCUCGGCCUCAGGCCUUGUGAGCUCUGCCUUGGACCCUGGAGGAGAGGGUCAUCGCGGGAAUCGGGACCAAGGAAGUGGCUGCUCCGCGGGAGGCAGGCGGUGGAAAGCAGACCAUCCUGUGGGAUGCAUCUUUGGGUCCACCUUACUGCAAACCAGGCGUGGCGCCAUGCUGCUCUUGUUUUGAAAGCCUCUCUCCUCCUUCAGAAGCAUGGCUUGAAGCGGUCCUGCCCACUGUGUUCCGGCGUUCCCUUCCUUCCCUCCUCUGCAGGAUGCAUUCAACAUAAUUGCCCACCAGUGUUGAGGAGGCCUGCCAAGCUCUCCGGAGUCCUUGAGGCCACAGUCGCCCAUGGAAUGCAGGCCCUGGGCAAACAGUGCUUCUGCCCACGCCCGCCCCGUCUCCAGAGCCCUGAGUGGGCAUUGUCUCCUCCAGGAGCGCAUCCCGAAUCCUCCAGACGAUGCCACGUGUCCCCCAACGUUCCCGGCUUUUCCUUACGAUAGUGUUUGAGCAUGCAUGAUGCUGUGUGGACACCAUCCCCAUGUGGGCAGAGUGAGCACGUCCAGGCCAGCUCCAGGGCUGUGCUGCUGUCCCCACCUCGAGGGAGCUUCCCGAGGACUUGCUGUGUGAACAGAUGCAGGAGCAGGGCUGACUGACAGCUGGGGACUGGAGAAGCGGAGCCCUGCAGUGCAGCCUGGGCCCCUCCCCUCCUAUGGGGGCUUCUUCCCAGUGCACCACGGAUACACUGAAGGGCCUCUGCUCCGCUCCUUCUGGCUCCUCAUGGGAUCAAGGGAAUUUUCCAAAUCUGAGUUUCCUGUUGAAUAUCAGCAGAUAGCAGGUCCAAGCUCAGAGACAACCUGACUAGUAAGAACCCAGCCAAGGCUCCAGAGUCCACAUUGCUCACUGCAUGGCCAGGACCAUUAUUCUUUGUGUCAUAGGCGAUGGGAGGUUGGACCAGCUCUCCUCAUUACCAGGGUCCCAGUUCUGAACUUUCUUUCCUCUGCUCCUCAUUGGCCAGGUGUUCUAAGGUCCAAGAAUUUCUAAAUUCAUAUCAAAUUUUAGUCUCCCAACAGCAUCUUCAUCCCAAGAUGAGAGGGACUAGUUUGGAGUGGGUUUGUGAGACUUGGACUAUUUUAUAUUCUAAAAUAUGGCAAGAGAGACUCUUAAGGAAAGUAAUGCAUAAGGUACAAGUUCUUAUGUCCCAAGGCUUACAUGCGGGGCUUGGCCAGUCCUCAAGGGCUGAGGGCCCUGACCAGCGAUACCCAUGUCCUCACCAGUCCAUUAAAAUCUCUCCCAAAACAUCACAGGGUGAGGCCAGUUGCCAUAGUUGUGUUACACGUUUCGAAAUCCUGAACAUACUCCAUAAGCCAGCAGUAAAUGAAGGGUGAGGAGGCAGAACACCAAAAAUCUCAGCUACCAAGCUACGUAAUAUUCAAAGGCAGUAUGUCCAUGAUGAA
This is a messenger RNA of Sciurus carolinensis (gray squirrel), 5774 nucleotides long. RefSeq lists its product as uncharacterized. The transcript has 22 exons. Bases 1172 to 4342 code for a protein of 1056 amino acids. The record is from RefSeq and is a predicted model, not a curated record. NCBI's taxonomy places the organism in Eukaryota, Metazoa, Chordata, Mammalia, Rodentia, Sciuridae.